GGCUCCUCCCGGGACCCCGGCGCCGACAGAGGGCGGGGGCGCGCCGGGCUGGUGUCCUGGCAACCCCGGAACGCGCUUCCGCGCGGGAAGCCAGCAGACCCGCUGAGCUCUCGCCCUCGGCUCGGGUUCCUCGCCCGCCCGGCGCCCGGCAGUUCUGCCGCCGGUUGGUGCGUUGAUCUGGCCGCAUCCUCGGUGGAGAUCUCCGCAGAGGGAACGGGUGGAAGCCCGGGAGGUGGAAGGGGAAGGAGCACCUGGCGCCGGCGGGGCAAGCGCCCUGCAGCAGAGAACUGGCGAAGGCAAGACAAAGGAGACUCCGCCAUGACCACAGUGGAGAAGAGAGACAGUACUAAACACAGCAAUUUUCUGGAAUCUAAGGGAUGCUUUGCCAACACAACAUCCUCCAGCAGAAAGGUCAGCCGCUCAUCUUCUGUUGAAACAUGUCUUAGUGUGAGCGAGCCUCCAGGCCUCUGCAAAGUGUCUGCUCACCUAGACCUGGCUGCAGAUUUGGGUCUGAAAUCCUCCUCCUCACAUUCUGAUCACUCCUCUGAAACCUCAUUGCCUGAAGUGCCAAAGGAUAAAUAUCGUGAGGAGUUCAGUCUGCUUAAAUUGCAGACAAAAGAUGGGCAGCGUCCGGAAUGGACAUUUUACCCAAGAUUUAGCAGCAAUAUCCACACCUACCAUGUUGGAAAGCAGUGUUUCUUUAACGGGGUCUUCCUUGGCAACAGGAGGUCUCUGUCAGAGAGAAUGGUGGACAAGUGCUUUGGGAGGAAGAAAUACGAUAUUGAUCCUAGGAAUGGAAUACCAAAGUUAACUCCAGGAGAUAAUCCAUAUAUGUACCCAGAACAGAGUAAAGACUUCCACAAAACAGGAUCAACUCUCCCACCAGUGAAUUUCUCCAUAGUGCCUUAUGAAAAGAAAUAUGAUACAUUUAUUCCACUAGAGCCUCUUCCACAAAUUCCUACCUUGCCUUUCUGGGUGAAGGAGAAAGCCAACAGGCUGAAGCACGAGAUAAGAGAGGUGGAGGAGCUUGAUAACUGGCAACCAGCGUCCCCCUUGGUGCACAGUUUAUACCCUCCUGGUGGGUUAAAGAACCUUCAAAGAACAGUAUAAAAACUGGAGGCAAGCCUGGAAGAGAAGGCCUUUGAGAGGCUUCACAGUGGAGAGGAGAGAAGGCGAAGCCUCUCCCAGAGUGGAUGGUGUCCUUUGCCCCAACGUGGUCCUUGGGCUGAUGACACGGCCAUGCAUCACUGGUUGAGUGUGUUGGUUGAGCACUGGUAAUCUUAUAAUGGAGCACAGCCUUUAACUCUGUGCCUCUAUCCACAGGUUCUCUGGAUUCCGCAAGACAGUCCUGAACAGAAACAGGUCCGUAGAACCCGUACUGACUAGUCAGGGGAGCCCCUUCGAUCGAUCACUUCUGUCAGUGUGACUGCUCUAAAUCAAACGCUUGACUUUGAUGAGUAAUCACUGUGCUGUGCUCUUUUUAACUUUAUAUUUUGAAAACUUUCAAACUUACAGAGAAGUUGUGAGACUCAUUCAAUGAAAAAAUCCCCACAUAUCCCUCAUCCAGAAUCUACAACUGUUAACAUUUGUCAAACUUGGUGCCUUCUCUCUCUUUCUUUUGUUACUCUUAUUGUUUUGUGGAAUUAUUUGAGAAUGAGUGGCUGCCAUCAUAGUCCUUUACUAUAUAAUUUAACAUGUAUCUCCUGAGGUAAAGGAUCUUCUCCAAUGGUUGCCAUAUAAGUAUCAAAUUCAGAGAACUUAAAAUUAACACUGAUGCAAUUCUACUGGUAGACGGCCAGUCUUCAGUUUUAUUCAGUUAAAUUUAGUUUUCGAAGGAUACUCUCAAAUUAUUGGUAAAAUGCAGGCAUGGGGCUUUCAUUAAUUUGGUAAAAUUGUUCUUAUUAAUA
Mustela lutreola (European mink) is the source of this 1907-nucleotide messenger RNA. It is a transcript of the gene SPATS1, whose product is annotated as spermatogenesis associated serine rich 1. Lineage: Eukaryota; Metazoa; Chordata; Mammalia; Carnivora; Mustelidae. The transcript is spliced from 8 exons. The record is from RefSeq and is a predicted model, not a curated record. Bases 319 to 1110 code for a protein of 263 amino acids.